Molecule: messenger RNA, 4354 nt
Organism: Arvicanthis niloticus (Nile rat)
Lineage: Eukaryota; Metazoa; Chordata; Mammalia; Rodentia; Muridae
Gene: Dpp9
Product: dipeptidyl peptidase 9
Biological process (GO): proteolysis
Molecular function (GO): serine-type peptidase activity; dipeptidyl-peptidase activity
Source: RefSeq, a predicted model, not a curated record
CGCGCUUCGCCCGUUCCGGGCCGCGCCCAAGAGCUGCUGCCGCACCGCUGCGGAGUCGCAGCCGCCAGCUUCAUCGCAGAGCGCGGCUCAGCCCGGCGUCCGCGCAGUCUCCGCCAGCCUCCGCCAGCCUCGUCUCCGCCAAACCUUCCCUCCCGGCCUCAUCCUCCCCAACCUGAUCUCCUCAAGCCUCAUCCUCUCCCAUCUUGAUCUUCUAAAGCUGGAUCCCCCGCAAGCCUGAUCCUUUCCAAGCCUGAUUCCCCUCCCAGCUUGAUCCGUCACGCCUGAUCCCCAAAACUUGAUCCCCCCAACUUGUUCCCCCAAGGCCUGAUAGUCCAGGUUGACCCUCUUCUCAGACCUGAAAUUCCAAAGCUUCAUACCCCAAAGCUUUAUACCCGCAGCAUGAACCUCUCCAAAUGAUCCUACCAGCUUGACUUCUCCAAGACUGGUCACUCCCCAAGCCUGAUCCUUCACUCAGCCCUUGUCCUCUGCCUCAGUUUCCAUAUUGUCGCAUGCCAAGCUUGAUACCCUCCCAGACUAAAAUCAUAUCCUCUGUCUCAUCCCUUUUUUCCCCCCGAAUUAGCUUGAACCCCCUCAGUCCCCAACCUCAGCUUCCAGCAUUAAUUCCCUGCAUCUUGAGCCCCCACCCUUAGGGUCUAGCCUUAGGCCCAUCCAUCCCCUCCCCAUCCACGCUUUUGCUCAGCCUUCGAUCCCAGUGGCCUUUCUGCUGCCUCCUACCCAGGCUCCCUCGGGAGCCCCCUGGGUAAUCACCAACCUGCUUUCGAAGAGUUGGGACUGGUGCCCAGGAGGUGUGGACCACAGUCACCAGUUCCCUGCUGGGUCCCAGGGAGACCGCGCACUGAGGGACACGUCUCUUCCAAGUGCAACCCAGGGCAUGCUGGCAGCCCCGAGGGGCUGGGAGGCUCAGUUAGAGUCUAACCAGGUAGAUAGGGUUAGGCACAGGCGGAGACUCCCGCCCGCAUGGAAAGUCCGUGCCCCUCGCCUGCAGCUGCCAUGGAAGCUCCUUGGACCCUUUAGAAGCUUCUCGCCGCCUUCACAGGAGCCCCAGAGGAUGUCCAGUGGGGUCUUCCCAGUUGAGCAGGUGGCUGCAGGGGACAUGGAUGACGCAGCAGCACGCUUCUGUGUGCAGAAGCACUCAUGGGACGGGCUGCGUAGCAUCAUCCAUGGCAGUCGCAAGUCGUCAGGCCUCAUCGUCAGCAAGGCCCCCCACGACUUCCAGUUUGUGCAGAAGCCUGAUGAGUCUGGUCCCCACUCUCACCGUCUCUAUUACCUGGGAAUGCCCUAUGGCAGCCGUGAGAACUCCCUCCUCUACUCUGAGAUCCCCAAGAAGGUGCGGAAGGAAGCCCUGCUGCUGCUGUCCUGGAAGCAGAUGCUGGACCACUUCCAGGCCACACCCCACCACGGUGUCUACUCACGAGAGGAGGAGCUGCUGCGGGAACGCAAACGCCUGGGCGUCUUCGGCAUCACCUCCUACGACUUCCACAGCGAGAGCGGCCUCUUCCUCUUCCAGGCCAACAACAGCCUGUUCCACUGCAGGGAUGGUGGCAAGAAUGGCUUCAUGGUGUCCCCGAUGAAGCCACUGGAGAUCAAGACCCAGUGUUCUGGGCCACGCAUGGACCCCAAGAUCUGCCCUGCAGACCCCGCCUUCUUUUCCUUCAUCAACAACAGUGACUUGUGGGUGGCAAACAUGGAGACUGGGGAGGAACGGCGGCUCACCUUCUGUCACCAGGGUUCAGCCAGUGUCCUGGACAAUCCCAGGUCAGCAGGCGUGGCCACCUUUGUCAUUCAAGAGGAGUUUGACCGCUUCACUGGGUGCUGGUGGUGUCCCACGGCCUCUUGGGAAGGUAGGGAAGGCUCCGAAGGCCUCAAGACACUGCGCAUCCUGUAUGAGGAAGUGGACGAGUCUGAGGUAGAGGUCAUUCAUGUGCCCUCCCCUGCCCUGGAGGAGAGGAAGACAGAUUCCUACCGCUACCCCAGGACAGGCAGCAAGAAUCCCAAGAUUGCCCUGAAGCUGGCUGAGAUCCAGACGGACCAUCAGGGCAAAAUCGUGUCAAGCUGCGAGAAGGAACUGGUGCAGCCAUUCAGCUCCCUUUUCCCCAAAGUGGAGUACAUUGCCCGGGCUGGCUGGACACGGGAUGGCCGAUAUGCCUGGGCCAUGUUCUUGGACCGUCCCCAACAACGGCUCCAGCUUGUCCUCCUGCCCCCUGCCCUCUUCAUCCCGGCCCUUGAGAGUGAGGCCCAGCGGCAAGCGGCUGCCAGAGCCAUCCCCAAGAAUGUGCAGCCCUUCAUCAUUUACGAAGAAGUCACCAAUGUCUGGAUUAACGUCCACGACAUCUUCCACCCAUUCCCUCAGGCUGAGGGUCAGCAGGACUUUUGUUUCCUCCGUGCCAACGAGUGCAAGACUGGCUUUUGCCACCUGUACAGGGUCACUGUGGACCUUAAGACUAACGACUAUGACUGGACAGAACCCCUCACCCCUACAGAAGAUGAGUUUAAGUGCCCCAUCAAGGAGGAGGUCGCCCUGACCAGUGGCGAGUGGGAGGUCUUGUCGAGGCAUGGCUCCAAGAUCUGGGUCAACGAGCAGACGAAGUUGGUGUACUUUCAAGGUACAAAGGACACGCCCUUGGAACAUCACCUCUAUGUGGUCAGCUACGAGUCAGCCGGCGAGAUCGUGCGGCUCACCACGCUUGGCUUCUCCCAUAGCUGCUCCAUGAGUCAGAACUUCGACAUGUUCGUGAGUCACUACAGCAGUGUGAGCACGCCGCCCUGUGUGCAUGUGUACAAGCUGAGCGGCCCUGAUGACGACCCGCUGCACAAGCAACCACGCUUCUGGGCCAGCAUGAUGGAAGCAGCCAGUUGCCCCCCGGACUAUGUGCCCCCUGAGAUCUUCCACUUUCACACCCGUGCAGACGUGCAGCUGUACGGCAUGAUCUACAAGCCACACACCCUGCAACCUGGGAGGAAGCACCCCACUGUGCUCUUUGUCUAUGGGGGCCCACAGGUGCAGUUGGUGAACAACUCCUUUAAGGGCAUCAAGUACCUGCGGCUAAACACACUGGCAUCCUUGGGCUAUGCUGUGGUGGUGAUCGAUGGUCGGGGCUCCUGUCAGCGGGGCCUGCACUUCGAGGGGGCCCUGAAAAAUCAGAUGGGCCAGGUGGAGAUUGAGGACCAGGUGGAAGGCUUGCAGUAUGUGGCUGAGAAGUACGGCUUCAUUGACAUGAGCCGAGUCGCCAUCCAUGGCUGGUCCUACGGUGGCUUCCUCUCACUCAUGGGGCUUAUCCACAAGCCACAAGUAUUCAAGGUAGCCAUUGCGGGUGCUCCUGUCACUGUGUGGAUGGCCUAUGACACAGGGUACACGGAACGAUACAUGGAUGUCCCUGAAAACAAUCAGCAAGGAUACGAGGCGGGGUCUGUAGCCCUGCAUGUGGAGAAGCUGCCCAAUGAGCCUAACCGCCUGCUGAUCCUCCACGGCUUCCUGGAUGAAAACGUGCACUUUUUCCACACAAAUUUCCUGGUGUCCCAGCUGAUCCGAGCAGGGAAGCCAUACCAGCUCCAGAUCUACCCAAAUGAGAGACACAGCAUUCGCUGCCGUGAGUCUGGAGAGCAUUAUGAGGUGACUUUGCUGCAUUUCCUGCAAGAACACCUGUGACCUCAGACCUGCGUCCUUACACCACAGCUGCUUUUCUUGCGUUUUUGUAAUCUUAAUUUUUGAAGCUUCCAAUUUGUUUGCUUGCUGCUGCUGCUGCUGCCUGGGGGCCAGGACACAGGCGGUGGCCCUCAUGCCACCCUCAUUGAGCUGGUGAGAAGCCGCCAUUGUGCCCACGCUUCCACCAGGCUGCCAUGGCCCCGACCUUGCAGCACCGUCCCCACACAGAAGCAUGUGCUGCCCACCACCCCCGCAGUCAUGUGUGUUUGGGUUGGGCAUUUUAAAUAAUUAUUUAAAAGACAGGAAGUAAGCGGUACCAAGUCAUGAAACUGAAGGUACAGCACUGGGCAGAUGGGGACCCCACACUCUCCCUACGCCCAGACUAUGUGGAGCUGCCAAGCCUCCGUCUGGGCACCUUCUGCCCUGCCUGUCUGCUGCCCGGCUCCUCCUCACUUAUCACCUCGGGGUGCCAGGGUCGGGAGUAGGACAUGUCCUGACCUCAGGGUUAUAGCCCUUCCCCACCGCCUCCUACAAGAGUUCCGGCAUACAGAAGUAAAAAAGAAAGAGAACAAACAAACAACAACCAAACCAGAAACCACCUCUACAUAUUAUGGAAAGAAAAUAUUUUUGUCAAUUCUUAUUCUUUUAUAAUUAUGUGGUACGUAGACUCAUUAAACAAUUCCAAAUGAA